This is a messenger RNA of Laccaria bicolor S238N-H82, 3063 nucleotides long. RefSeq lists its product as uncharacterized. Bases 1 to 3063 code for a protein of 1020 amino acids. The record is from RefSeq and is a predicted model, not a curated record. Gene Ontology annotation, cellular component: cytosol; nuclear envelope. Gene Ontology annotation, molecular function: small GTPase binding. Gene Ontology annotation, biological process: protein import into nucleus. The transcript has 19 exons. NCBI's taxonomy places the organism in Eukaryota, Fungi, Basidiomycota, Agaricomycetes, Agaricales, Hydnangiaceae.
AUGGCUCUUACUGCUCAGAUUGCCGAAUGCUUGACCUUGACGUUGAACCCAGAUACCAACACGAGAAUAGCUGCAGAACUCAAGUUGGCAGAGUACUUUGCCUCCCCAGAUGCAGGAUUAUCAAUAUCGCAGCUUAUCCUUGCGCAAAGUGCUGAUAUGUCUCUAAGGCAGAUAAGAUUUUCCAUUGCCCUGCGAAAAUAUGUGAAAGAGAGAUGGUCUCCAUUUUUUUCGAGUUUCAAAGGCUCUGCUCCACCAGUUGAAAUAAAAGCCCAAAUCAGAAACGCAGUAUUCAAAGGGCUUUCAGAUAAAGAUCGAAAAAUUCGUUCCCUCUGCGCGCAUACCCUCUCCUCAAUAGCAAACUGUGACUGGCCAGAUGAAUAUCCAGAGCUUCUGGAUUCUUUGAUCGGCCUUCUCUCAUCCGGCUCGCCUGACUCGGUCCAUGGCGCGAUGCAAGUGCUCACGGAAUUCAUCAAGUCUGAUCUCACUGAGGAUCAGAUCCUACCGGUGCUUCGUCAACUUUUACCUGUUCUACUCAACAUCCUAGGCUCGACCGAGACCCAUUCAGCCCCAACCCGAUCUCGAACCGUAUCGGUGUUCCGUCAAUGUGUCACCGCUUUGUUUAUGGUCAAGGAUCAGCAUCCUCAGGCCGUGAAAGAAGCCAUCGCAUCAGUCCUUCCAAUCUGGCUAGACGCGUUCAAGGUUCUUCUCGAUAUCGACCCUCUCCAAGAUGUAGCACAGGCAAACAAUUGGGAUGGUCUGACAGUCCGCAUUCAAGUCUUCAAAACCUUGGAUGCCAUUCACUCCUCUUUUCCCCGCGCCCUCAUUUCAUACCUACACGGCUUUCUCGCAGCCUCCUUGAACCACAUUCAAAGCCUCUACCCGACGUUCGCUCACUACUAUCUCUCAGCCGUUGACACUGCUCCUCGCACUUCAGAAGACGAAGCCGUUGAGCUGCCCCAGCUGAUUUGUCCCAUCUUUGACUUUGUUGCAUCAGUGAUGCGAGGUGAGAAGGCGAGAGACUGGCUUGACGGAGCCAACCUCUCCGGGCUGGUGAUAGGGGUUUUCAAUCUCGAGGCUACUUGGGCCGAAAAUGCCAACGCCUUUGUUGCGCAGGAGGAAGAUGAGACACAAUCGUACAGCGUGAGGGUGGCUGGCUUCGAUCUGCUGGGUUGCCUCAUUGAUCGAGCCCCUGCCCAAAUUACACGGACUUUCCAAACCGCGACUGAGCAAGUUAUUCAAACAUCUUUCCACGUUCGUGAGGCUGGACAACAAAAUUGGUGGCGACCUCUAGAAGCAGCUCUGGCGGCUGUUGGCUCACAAUCAGAAUCGGUGCUUGACUGCAUUGAAGACGAACAUGAUUCUGGCCGAGGAAAGCCCAUUGAUAUCGAAUACCUUCUUAUAAAUGUCAUCCCCUCCAUCCUCAAUGUCUCCGAACAUCCGUUCCUUCAGGGUAGAGGCUUUGUCUUUGCAAGCCAAUAUGCGAAACUUCUUCCGCUGGAUUCAGCAGGCCACUAUCUAGACGCCACCAUACAAGUAGUAGAAUCUACUGAAGCUGGAAUCCCUGUCAAAAUAUCUGCGGUUAAAGCCGUCCACAAUUUCUUCCAAGCAGGAGAUGACUCUGUACUGGUUCCAUUCGCGCCCCGGAUAGCCAAAGACCUGGGACCGUUCAUGUUGCUUACCUCGGAGGAUACUCUAUCUCUGGUCCUCGAAACAUUAUCUGUUGUUGUCGAAGUUGACCAAGGUAAAUGGUUAACCCAUGAUCUGGCAGACUCUUUAGUUGUCGCCGUCCUUGAAGUUUGGCACAAGAACAACAAAGACCCGAUUUUCAUCUCCAUAUUGACCGACAUUUUGGCAACGCUUGCUUCUUCUUCCACUCCUGGGAUAUAUGAAACGGCAGUCAAGCGAGCAUUGCCCCUGCUGAGCAACGCGAUUGGGGCUGCCAAGCCUGAAGAGUCUUGGAUUGCAGGCUCAGCCAUUGAACUUGUCAGCAGUCUCGUAAAGGGAUCUCCUGAGAGUGGUCUCGGAGAAGGCUUUUUCCCUCUACUUGCACCUAGUCUUUUCAAGUGUUUGUCGGUGGCAGAAGAUAGGGACAUCUUACAGGCAUAUUGCAAGCAACUUCUGUCGUGGAGUGGUAGCGAUAGACGAAGUGGACUUGACUAUGUCCUCUCGUUGGUUGCGAAGAUGCUGGAGAGUCAAGACGAAUCUGGUGGACUCCCGAUUGGGGAUUUAAUCAUACAUCUCUUCAGGAGAGCGGGCGAGGCUGUUCUUUCGGUUCUGCCUCAGUUACUUCAAGCAAUGGUUUCUCGCAUGACAAACGCACAAACUGCCACGUUCUUGCAGAGUCUCGUCAUUCCAUUCGCCUUCUUGAUCAACAACCAACGAGACACUGUAUUAGAGCUCUUAGAGUCAAUGAACGUUGGCAAUCGCUCUGGUCUCGAUAUCCUGGUACAAACGUGGUGCGAAAAUGCGGAGACCUUCCAAGGCUUCUGGCCCUCACGUAUCAGUACUCUGGCCUUGACACAAUUGUUUAUAUGUGGCCGACCGAGCCUCCAAAACCUCAUGGUUAAGGGCGACAUCAUCAUCAAACCGGAGACCAAAAAUGUUAUUAUGACUCGUUCGAAAACCAAAAAGACACCACACGAGUUCACCUCUGUGCCCUUCCCCGUCAAAGCGCUCAAGAUCAUUAUCCAUGAUCUACAGUCAGGCGGAGACGCAGCAACGAUCUCCGCACAAGGCAAUACCGUCGAGGACGUUGAUUCGGAUGACGGGGACGAAGAUUGGACGGAAGAAGAAAAGUUGCACCAAGGAUUCAAAGAGGACGAAUUUGCUUUUCUUUCUGAAAUGCUUGGACCGAAGGGCAUGGCUUUUGACAAUGAUGAACUUCUGGAUGAUCAUGAUGAUGAGGAUCUCAAGAAUGAUCCUGUUUCGCAGAUGGACAUGCAGGCCCAUCUCGUUUCUUUCCUACGAGAUUAUGCAACCCACAAUACAACCAAUUUCUGUGCCCUUGUUGAUCAGCUGACUGCGCAGGAGAUGCUCGUUGUUCGUCAGGCUGUGAGCGGGUAG